AGGAGCCAGGUCUGCGCUCCCCCUGUUUUUGCCUCCCGCCUCUGACAACAACCAACUCAAGGCGGAGCUCUCAUGGGUAGUCUAUGGUAAUUGUAUGGCAGCUUGACCAUGGCCAUCAAGCUGAGUAGAACCACAUGUGCUAAAAGUUCCUUGGGCUUAUCAUUGGAAAAGCGAUGGAGCAUUGAUCGCUUUAGUGCAAUGUCCCGACUGUGGGACUUGACAGAAAAGGAUGAGGCAAAUGUGAGGCACAUUGAGCAGACCAUUCGGGAUGUGGAUCAUUGGAAGAAUGAUCCAUUUGAAGUCGUUCGAUACUACAAGGAAUACUACACGUCAAAAAACCAUGAAACUUCUCUGAAAAAGGUGGAGACCGUGUGGCGUCACAUGGUCCAGUGGCGUCUCGACUAUGAUGCAGAUACGCUUCUGCAACGGAAUCCCAAACCCGAUCCUCUUUGGACACAACUCCCUUGCAAAAUGUUGGAAACCUGUGAUCGAGAUGGCGAUCCUGUAUUUGUCGAUCGUGUUGGCAUCGGGGAUAGUUUUGGUAUCCUGAAACAUUUUGGAGUUGAUGCGUUUGCCGACCACAUCAUUUGGAUCAGAGAGUUCCAUUGCCAUCCUUCCUUUUGGGGGUACAACAAUCAAGUACGCAACUUUACCGUCAUUAUCGACCUUCUGGGACUCAGCAGUGGCCAUCUGAGGCCUGGUUUGUUGCCACUCUUGCAAAAGACGGCAAGAGUACAACAAGAUUGCUAUGCUGGAUGGGAAAAGCGAAUAAUCAUCAUCCGAGCUCCAGCCAUUUUCAAAAUCAUAUGGGCUAUUGCCAAACACUUUUUUGACAAACAUGUCCAAGAUGCCCUCAUCUUUGGGACUAAGCAUGACUACUUGGAUGUGCUGGAAGAAUAUGUGGAGCUCGAAGAUCUUCCACCGGAGAUUGCUCCACAAGGCAAGGCAAAGGGGUAUCCUGGAUACUUUCAACAGGUAUCAUUGCAAGGGGGGUCCUUCCAGCCGGACUUGAUAGGUUCGACGACUAGUAAAAACAGUCAGUGGGAACCCACUACUUCAAUUACCAACGCUUGUGCUGCCAACGUCAAGACUAAAGUCUUGAUGAAGGGACAAUAUUCGUGGGACCCUGUCCUCGACAAUCGAAUGUCUGUGAACGUGGUCUAUCAAUUUUAACGAUCUUGAGCACCUCGGAAGGUCUUCUUUCCAUUUCAACUCAGUCACUCUUUGCUAGAAGAUCGUAUGAUUUGAUUUGACUCAAUGAUUAGUAGUAUUAUUUGCUACUAAGAUCGUAUGGCCUGGCUGGUUU
Molecule: messenger RNA, 1306 nt
Organism: Seminavis robusta
Lineage: Eukaryota; Bacillariophyta; Bacillariophyceae; Naviculales; Naviculaceae
Source: the annotation of a GenBank genome assembly